UGUCACUCUGGUUGUAGAAACUCCCUUAUAAGUUCACUUACUUAUUGGCCGAAUCAUGUUUAUUUCUCAAUCACAGACUCUUGAGAAACAUUUCCUCAAACUCUGACAGUUUGAAAGGCAGAAAACAGUUUGAUUUAACAGCUGGUAGAAAUACAGAAGCUCCAGUCAGGCGGCUGCAGCUCAGUUCGAGCUGAUUCCAGUUCAGUUCUGUGACUCUCGGUUUUUCCAUUCCUCUGUGAACUGACCUGAGGACUGUGAGGCGUUUAGGGUCCAGACCUGAGAGACAGGAGCUCUUGCAGGAACUGGACCAACAGUUUUGAAGCCACCUGAAGCUCCCGACAUCCUGGCAUCUCUGUGAGCUCGAAGAUGUCUGACUGGAUGUGAACUGACAGGACCGGACCAUCAGGUGGAGGAGGCUGUACAAACAGCUGUCGGGCCCUUCUGAAAUAUGGCCCCGAGGCACCAGAACCGCCCUCCAUGGACUGAAGCAGAGAAAGUGUUGAGGCUUUCUCUGUGAGCUAUAAACCCACCAGACCUGCUGGACUUCACCUGCUCAGCUUAGAUCUGUAUCCCCCCCGUCCCCCCAGGCCACAUGGCGACUCUCACGGCAUGUUUGGCAUCUCAACCUGACUGAGCACCGCCUCUCCCCCAGCCUCAUUUUGAGGCAUAAAAGGAGCAGAUGAGCCAGCAGCUCUUCACUCUCUGCUCAGAGCCGACGACCAGCUGACCCUCAGCCAUGACCUCCUUCUCCAGCCGCAGUAGCUACAUGUCCUCCUCCUUGAGGAGCUCCACCACGAUGGCCCCCUCCUGGUCCUCCUCCUCCCGCCGGGUAGGCAGCAUGGGAGUCGGCAGCGUGUACGGAGGAGCCGGAGGUUCUGGAGUCCGUGUCUCCAAGGCCUCCGCCUCCUCCUCCUUAGGUGCUGGAACUGGCUUCAAUCUGAGUGACGCCAUCGAUGUCUCCGUCAGCGAGAAGGCCACCAUGCAGAACCUGAACGACCGCCUGGCCAGCUACCUGCAGAAGGUGCGCAGUCUGGAGAAGGCCAACGGGGACCUGGAGCUGAAGAUCAGACAGUUCCUGGAGAGCAGAGCUGCACCCGAGGCUCACGACUUCUAUGGCUUCAACAUCCGCAUCAAAGACAUGCAGGACCAGAUCAGCAUCGCUGCUCGUGGAAACGCCGCCCUGGUCCUUGCCAUCGACAACGCCAAACUGGCCACCGACGACUUCAAAGUCAAGUACGAGAACGAGUUGGCCAUGCGUCAGUCGGUGGAGGCCGACAUCGCCGGGCUGAGGAGGGUCCUGGACGAGCUGACGCUGAGCCGGAACGACCUGGAGAUGCAGGUGGAGGGACUGAAGGACGAGCUGUUCCAGCUCAAGAGGAACCACGAGGAGGACCUGCUGGCUGUGAGGGCCCAGAUGGGAGGUCAGGUCAACGUGGAGGUGGACGCUGCUCCUCAGGAGGACCUGUCCACCGUCAUGGCCGGAAUCAGAGAGCACUACGAGGCCGUCGCCAACAAGAACCGCAGAGAACUGGAGUCCUGGUUCCAGGCCAAGACGGCCGAGCUGAACAAAGAGGUGGCUGUGAGCACCGAGACUCUGCAGACGUCCAAGUCCGAGAUCGGAGAGAUCAGACGAACCAUUCAGACCCUGGAGAUCAAACUGCAGGCUCAGAUCAGCAAGAGAGGAGCUCUGGAGGCGACUCUGGCUGAGACCAAGAGCCGCUACGCCAACAUGCUGACAGGUUACCAGGGGCAGGUGGUGGCUCUGGAGGAGCAGCUGUCCCAGCUCAGGGCAGACCUGGAGAAGCAGAAGGUCCAGUACUCAGACCUGCUGGACAUCAAGACCAGACUGGAGCUGGAGAUCGCAGAGUACCGGAGGCUGCUGGACGGAGACACCGAGAGCAUCACCACCACCACCACCAAGACCACCAGGGUGGUGACCAUCGUGCAGGAGGUGGACUCUUCUGGGAACGUGGUGACCACCAGCAAGAGUUAAACCACAAGAAAACCAGAAACUGUAAAGUGUGUCAGUGGAUCUUCAAUAAAAAUGAAGUCUGGAGUA
Scatophagus argus is the source of this 2059-nucleotide messenger RNA. Its product is annotated as keratin, type I cytoskeletal 50 kDa-like. Bases 737 to 1993 code for a protein of 418 amino acids. Gene Ontology annotation, molecular function: structural molecule activity. The transcript has 8 exons. The record is from RefSeq and is a predicted model, not a curated record. NCBI's taxonomy places the organism in Eukaryota, Metazoa, Chordata, Actinopteri, Scatophagidae.